Messenger RNA from Micromonas pusilla CCMP1545, 935 nucleotides. RefSeq lists its product as uncharacterized. The transcript has a single exon. Bases 1 to 876 code for a protein of 291 amino acids. NCBI's taxonomy places the organism in Eukaryota, Viridiplantae, Chlorophyta, Mamiellophyceae, Mamiellales, Mamiellaceae. Gene Ontology annotation, molecular function: phosphatase activity. The record is from RefSeq and is a predicted model, not a curated record.
AUGACCCCCGCGCUCGCGCUCGGCGUCGGCGCGACGCGCAUCGCGAACGUCGUCCCUCGCGGCGCGACGCGCGACGCCGAAACCGCCGCGGGAGGCGGCGCCGCGCGUCGACGUCGUCGUCGUCCAUCGGUCGCGAUGCGCGCGUCCGGCGCGUCCGCCUCCUCCUCCUCCUCCUCCUUCGCCGAGCCGUCGCCGUCGCCGUCCUCCCCAAGCGAUCCCUACCCGCGGCUCGCGGUCUUCGACCUCGACGCGUGCUUCUGGAACGAAGAGAUGUACACGCUGCGACAUCUCGUGGACGCGUCCGCGGAACAAGUCGUCGGCGAGCUCGGCGACAGCGGCCUCGAGGGCGUCGUCGGCGCGCGAAGCGGCGCCGACGUCGUCAUCCGCAUCCACCCGGGCGCGAUGCGCGCGCUGCAGCGCUUCCACGCGGGGGAGUACCCGGGCAUGCGCAUCGCCGCGGCGUCGAGCGCGGACACGCCGCUCGCGGUGCGCAUCGGACGCAGCGCGCUGGACGUGUUGGAGAUUUUCCCGGGGGUCACCGCGAGGGAGGCGUUUUCAAUCGGGUGGCCGGCGGGGUUCGAGGGGAACCUCCAGAUCGGUCGCACGCCGCCGCUGUCCAGCGAUAAGGCGGCGACGCACUUCCCGAUCCUGCGACGCGAGACCGGGAUCGCGUACGACGAGAUGCUGUUCUUCGACGACUGCAACUGGGGCGACCACUGCGGCGCGGUGGCGCGCGGGUGCGUGGAGGCGCGCAGCGGCGAGGGACCGGUCGUCGUGCGGACGCCGCGAGGGUUAGGGAUAGACGAGUGGGAGCUCGGGUUGGAGCGGUUCCGGCAGCGCGUCGAGGCGCGCGCGGAGGGCGCGACGAGGAGGUGAGCGUUGAGUAAGCGAGAUAAUAAUGUUGAUAAUCAGAUUAUGACUCAUCAUCAUUAAAC